Messenger RNA from Mercurialis annua (annual mercury), 1643 nucleotides. RefSeq lists its product as uncharacterized. The record is from RefSeq and is a predicted model, not a curated record. The coding region runs from base 132 to 1643 and encodes 503 amino acids. The transcript is spliced from 4 exons. NCBI's taxonomy places the organism in Eukaryota, Viridiplantae, Streptophyta, Magnoliopsida, Malpighiales, Euphorbiaceae.
AUGAUGAUGACAUCGGUGGUGAUAAUGGAGAUGGCACCCAUGGUGAGAAUGUCGGUGGUCGGUCGGAACAAAAUACAGAUCAUUUUGAGUCGCGCCUUCCUCAUGAGUACACGCAUCAGAAUGUUGACGACAUGUGUGUCAAUAUGAAUCUGUGGCCUAAAGAAAAUGCAAUAUGGGAAGCAGGCAAAGAGUUUGAAUUGGGGAUGGUUUUUAGUUCGAGGUAUGCUGUCCAGACAUGCGCGGCGAGUUAUCACAUUGCAGCUAAUAAAGAAUACAAGAGUAGUGUAACAACUGGUAAAACAAUAGUUCUUGUGUGUGUGAACAAUGACACUUGCAAUUGGAGGUUGCGUGCGUCGCUUUUAAAAGGCGAGUCAGACUGGAUAAUAACAAGAUAUAACGGCCCCCACCAAUGCAGCGGCCAAUCAAUGAACCAAGACCAUCGCAAUUUAAGAGCGCGACAGAUAGCUGAACACAUCGACACGCAAUUGCAUCUGCAACGUGACAUUAGGAUUAAAACGCUUCAAGAGGGGAUUUUUCAAAAACUGCGAGUUAGGCCCGGAUACAAAAAAACUUGGUAUGCCAAGGAAAAGGCCAUUGCAAACAGGUUCGGACAAUGGGACGACUCUUUCAAGGAGAUUUGCAAUUUUAUGACGAAUGUCACCGUUGCUAAUCCCAGGACAGUCUGGCAUGCUACCGGUACACCAAUUGAAAACAAUCCACAAUUCAGAACUUUCAAGCAUAUGUUUUGGACUUACGAGCCAGUGGUGAAGGGUUUUCAGUAUUGCAAGCCUGUGGUGUACAUCGACGGCACCCACACAUAUGGAAAAUAUGAAAUGACUUUGCUGAUUGCUUCUGCAAUUGAAGGGAACAAUCACAUCAUGCCGAUAGCUUUUGCCAUUGUGAAGUCGGAAACUGCCGCAUCCUGGAGGUAUUUCAUGAGGAUGUUGAAGAGGUAUGUUUUGGGUGAGCGAAAGGUGUGUAUCAUAUCUGAUCGCGGCUCCGGUAUUAUGAGUGCCAUGGAGGGGCCUGAGUGGGCGGGUGAUACCCACAAGUGGUGUAUUAGACACCUAGUGAGCAACUUCCACAACGCCUUCAAGAAAAAAUAUCUCAAAAAGCUUGCUGAAAAAGCUGGACGCGCAUACCAAGAGCAUAAAAGAGAUCGGUACAUGUCAUUGAUAGAGGCGGAUUCACCUGAGGGUUAUGCGUAUCUUGACCGCCUUGAUGUUAGAAAAUGGAGCAUGAGUGGCGACACGUCUGGAAUGCGGCAUGGUGUGAUAACAACAAACUACGCUGAGUCGGUCAACGCGAUGUUAAAGAAUAUUCGGGGGCUCCCUAUCACAGCCAUGUUGGAAGCAAUAUUUAACAAGGUCAACUCCGUAUUCAUUAAGCAUGUGAACGACUACAAAAUGUGGUUGGCAUCCGGUUUCGUGUGGACUCCAGUCUGUGCACACAGAAUUGAGACUUGGGAAAAUAAGUCAAAGACUCAUACGGCUUCACAGUUCAACGUGGCACAGAAGGUAUUCAAUGUCUUGACCCAGUGCGACAAUGUAAGACAAAAGGGUGGCAAUACACAGCAAGUUCUGGAAAAUUCCGUGCUCCCAUGCGAUAGCUGCCUGCAACCAAUACGGAGAGAACUACCGUGA